AUGGAGGAGUCCAAGGAAAUAGAGGAGGAUGUGUUUUUUGCAGACUUAAGCGAGCGAAUUUCUCUUCUACUCAUGGAUGACGAUGAAGACUCGGUUGUUCAUUGUCCUUCAGUUACCCUGCAGGCCUUCUCUGAAGCAAUCCAUCCAACCAAACAACCAUCAUUUUUGUAUGAACAAAUAUACCGAAGAGAAAGCAAAGGAACUGGGGUUUUUAUCCCCUGUUCGUCCCAUCCGAGAAGGAAGAACAGACGAGGAAGAUUCGCUUCAUCCAACACAAAGUUCCACAGACACUCUAAUAGUUCAAGAGGGCUUCCUCACACACCUUGCAAUAAUAACCCUACCCCAUCUGCUAGUUCUUUAAACCCUAAAAGCUGUUAA
Molecule: messenger RNA, 378 nt
Organism: Ilex paraguariensis (yerba mate)
Lineage: Eukaryota; Viridiplantae; Streptophyta; Magnoliopsida; Aquifoliales; Aquifoliaceae
Source: the annotation of a GenBank genome assembly